Molecule: messenger RNA, 814 nt
Organism: Boeremia exigua
Lineage: Eukaryota; Fungi; Ascomycota; Dothideomycetes; Pleosporales; Didymellaceae
Exons: 2
Coding region: 127-666 (179 amino acids)
Source: RefSeq, a predicted model, not a curated record
GGGACAAGACAGCAACGGGACGGAAGGGCAGUAUUGUAUACAACGACGUCAAACUAAGCCGGCAUCGGUGAACAGCCGAUGUCGAUCUUUCUUGAAUGCGUUCACGCUUGCAGUCGCGUCGUCUAAAUGUACCUUGCUCAUCACGGAGCCAUGUGCAUCUCUCCCAUGUCGGCACUAAAGCAUGCAUUUCCCAGACUCACGGAAUGUCCUCGGCUCACGUUUGCUGUUCUUUUACCGUCAAUAUCCACGCCUUCUUGCAUCUCCAGCACGCGCUGUUGUCUCCAACAGCAACAAUUAUGUACUGACGUCGUCGCCUACCCAUACCCGACACCGUUAUCCAAGCCACUUGCUUUGCCGUUGACGCACGCCCAGACAGCGCCACGGUGGAUCGCUAAUGACAAGGCGGUCUUGAUUCGCGAGAAGCACACAAAGAUACGAUGCUUAGCGAGCAAGUGGAUAACAUGUGGGUCGUGUGAAGGAAACGUCUGGGGGGAAGUCUGGGGCCCCGCGUCAUCAAGUUGGAUUGUUGAACCACGGCAAAAUAAUUGGGUCCCUCGUUCGCCCUCUGAGCACAACGUGACCACGAUGCUCGCCACCGCUUCUUUGCGGUUGACGCUAUGCGAGAAGGCGGACAUGAGCAGGCAAACGAGGCGCUCACCACAAUGACGAUGGUAGUAACCCUUUUCGGAUAUGGGAAAAGUGGUAGCCUUGUCAAGGGCUCUGUACAGCCUGGCCUGGUGGGCACUUCAUCUUGUGUAACAUUAAGUGACGCCCUUUCCGCGCGGCAGACAGGCCUAUGAGCCUGUGGCAGGUA